CAGUCAGGUUUAGCACAAUGGGCCCUGGAGGAGAGGCUCAGAGGGGGAGAGUGUGGCGAGAGAAUGAAGACACCAACUGCCUGGGAGAAGCAUGAGGUGGCAGAGCGGCACUCGGUUUAGAGGGCUCCGGCCAGCGGCGGCCCCAUGGGCAACUCUGCUGGCACUGGGCCUCCCUGGUUGGGUGUUGGCUGUCUCGGCCACGGCUGCUGCUGUAGUCCCCGAACAGCAUGCGUCCUCAGCUGGCCAGCCACCCCUGGACUGGCUGCUCACGGACCGGGGCCCCUUCCACCGCGCUCAGGAGUACACUGACUUUGUGGAGCGGUACCGCCAGGGGUUUACCACCAGGUACAGGAUCUACAGGGAGUUUGCCCGUUGGAAAGUGAACAACUUGGCUCUGGAAAGGAGAGACUUCUUCAGUUUGCCAUUGCCUCUUGCCCCAGAGUUUAUCCGGAACAUCCGCCUCCUGGGAAGGAGACCCAACCUGCAACAGGUUACCGAAAACCUGAUCAAAAAGUACGGCACCCAUUUCCUACUUUCUGCCACCCUUGGAGGAGAAGAGUCCCUAACCAUUUUUGUGGACAAGCGGAAACUGAGCCGAAAGACAGAAGCAGCAGGAAGUGCCCCUACAGUUGGGGGCAGUGGGAACAGCUCAGCCGUGUCCCUGGAGACCCUGCAUCAGCUGGCAGCCUCCUACUUCAUCGACAGAGAGAGCACCCUGCGGCGGCUGCAUCAUAUCCAGAUAGCCACAGGGGCCAUCAAGGUCACGGAGACCAGGACCGGCCCUCUGGGCUGCAGCAACUACGACAAUCUGGACUCGGUCAGCUCAGUCCUGGUGCAAAGUCCGGAGAACAGAGUGCAGUUACUCGGCCUGCAGGUGCUGCUGCCUGAGUACCUGCGUGAGCGCUUCGUGGCUGCAGCGCUGAGCUACAUUACAUGCAGCUCUGAGGGCGAGCUCAUUUGCAAGGAGAAUGACUGCUGGUGCCAGUGCAGCCCUACCUUCCCUGAGUGCAACUGUCCUGAUGCGGACAUCCAGGCCAUGGAGGACAGCCUGCUGCAGAUCCAGGACUCCUGGGCCACUCACAACCGGCAGUUUGAGGAGUCAGAGGAAUUCCAAACCCUGCUGAAAAGGCUGCCUGACGACAGGUUCCUGAACUCCACAACCAUCUCCCAGUUCUGGGCCAUGGACGCUGGCCUCCAGCACCGCUACCAGCAGCUGGGAGCCAGCUUGAAAAUGCUGUUCAAGAAGAUGCAUCGGAUCGUCAGCCGGCUCUUCAACCUCUGCAAACGCUGCCACCGGCAGCCUCGCUUCCGUCUGCCCAAGGAGCGGUCCUUAUCCUUCUGGUGGAACCGAAUCCAGUCCUUCCUCUACUGUGGAGAAAGCACCUUCCCUGGCACCUUCCUGGAGCAGAGCCACAGCUGCAGCUGCCCCUAUGACCAAUCUUCCUGCCAGGGCCCCAUCCCAUGUGCCUUGGGUGAAGGGUCUGCCUGUGCCCACUGUGCCCGGGACAACAGCACACGCUGUGGGGGCUGCAACCCGGGCUACGUGCUGGUCCAAGGGCUGUGCCGGCCAGAGGUGGCUGAGUCCCUGGAGAACUUUCUGGGGCUGGAGACAGAUCUGCAGGACCUGGAGCUGAAGUACCUGCUGCAGAAGUGGGACAGCCGCAUCGAGGUGCACUCCAUCUUCAUCAGCAACGACAUGCGCCUGGGCAGCUGGUUUGACCCCUCCUGGAGGAAGCGCAUGCUGCUCACCCUGAAGAGCAAUAAGUACAAGCCUGGGCUGGUGCAUGUGAUGCUGGCCCUGUCCCUGCAGAUCUGCCUCACCAAGAACAGCACCCUGGAGCCCGUCAUGGCCAUCUACGUCAACCCCUUUGGAGGCAGCCACUCUGAGAGCUGGUUCAUGCCCGUGAACGAGGCCCACUUCCCGGACUGGGAAAGGACUAACGUGGACGCGGCUGCCCAGUGCCAGAACUGGACGAUCACCUUGGGAAACAGGUGGAAGACCUUCUUUGAGACAGUCCAUGUUUACCUACGGAGCCGAAUCAAGUCCCUGGAUGACAGCUCCAAUGAGACCAUCUACUAUGAGCCCCUGGAGAUGACAGAUCCCUCCAAGAACUUGGGCUACAUGAAAAUCAACACCUUGCAGGUCUUCGGCUACAGCCUGCCCUUUGACCCAGAUGCUAUCCGGGACUUAAUUCUCCAGUUGGAUUACCCAUACACUCAAGGCUCCCAGGACUCUGCCCUCUUGCAGCUCAUAGAGCUUAGGGACCGGGUUAACCAGCUUUCUCCACCUGGCAAAGUCCGGCUGGACCUUUUCUCCUGCUUGCUCCGGCACCGGCUCAAGCUGGCCAACAACGAGGUGGGCAGGAUCCAGUCCUCCUUGAGGGCUUUCAAUUCCAAGCUGCCAAAUGCUGUGGAGUAUGAGACAGGCAAACUCUGUAGCUAAUGGGGGGGCACUUCAGUGCCGGACAGGGAGGGGAUCCAUGCAUCCAGGCACUCACCUUGGUGCCAACAAGGUGCUCCCUUGAGACUCUGCACCCAGCAGAUGAGACCUCGGGGAUUGGACUGACACAGGCAGGAGAGAAAGAAACAGCCACUGCACAUGCACACACUCACCCCGCGGGUGUGCGCGCGCGCGCUCCCUCGGGGAGGCUACAACUCAGCAGCCUUGUGUCUGUAAAGUCGGUGCUUUCCAAAAUGAAUGCAGUUGAAGGAGAGGAGCCAAGGGAGAGAUUAAGAAAAAGAACCAGCCAAACCAUGAAACAAACAAAUCCUUAAAAGUGAUUCUUAUCAUUCAAGGAAGCAAGAGGGGACAAACGGGAGGGGUGGAAGCUCCUGCUCCCCCUCUGCGGAGUCACUUUUGUAUUCUUUUUAACCAGGUUUCUUGGUGUUUCGUGAUUCCCACACUGGCUCCUACUUUUUGUACUCUGCCUCCUCUGAGCCCUCCCGGACGCUGACUGCUCCUCCAGGCGGCUCCUUUAGGAAACAGGGGAAGUGACACCAACUGAGGACACUCAGUGUGGGCAGGUGGCCUUGCUCCCCCUUCACCUUCCUCCCUCCUCCCUGGUCCCCUGGCUUCCUGGGCUACCCCAGUUUUGGGGCCGGACUUGUUCCACGUCCCACCCCUGGUCCAGCCAGAGCUCCCUUCCUACAGCCCCCAAUCUGUCCAAGAAAGUAGCUGUCCAGUCAGAGAGAUGAUGUCUAGGGAAAUGUUCUUUUUUAAAAACAAAAACAAAAAUAUUUAUUUUGUGAUUGUUUUCCUUGUCAAUCUGCUCCAGCCACAUGAACAUAUGAGUAAAAAAAUUUAACUGAUUUAAUAUAUAUUUUUUAAAGACCUUUAUUAGGGGGAAAAUGAGAGAGAAAAGAGGAAAAAAGAGUAUAGUUUCCUGGGCUGCCUGGAUUUUUUUAUUGCUCUGUGGGUGACACGUGGGUGUCCUUAGAUGGUGGAUAUUGCUGUGUGGGAAGCUGGUUGACUAGUAUAUACACAAGUGAAUGCAUGUCUAUCUUGACUGGGUGUGAGGUGUGUGUGUGUGUGUGUGUGUGUGUGUGUGUGAGAGAGAGAGAGAGAGAGAGAGAGAGAGAGAGAGAGAAUAAAGAUUGGAAUGAGACGGAGUAAGGCAGAAUUCUCCCGGGUAAUCUGGCUGCCCCUCUCCCUUUUCCCAGGAGUGAGGACUAACACGGGUUGUACACGAUCAGGAGAAUAAAAGUCUUUGCUCUUUAGGGGAACUGCAGCCUUUAUGCUGGGCAAAUGCUGGCUAAAGGGGGCACCUCUGCUUACACUGCUGCGGACAUCAGGAGAAUUUUCCACACUCUGGAUCUUAAAGUCUGGGAUCGCCCUUUGAGGACACUGGGAAAGAUGCAGACUUGGCAUGAGUUUCCUCCAUUCGGUCUGAUCACCACCUUCCCAGCCUGAAAAGCAGGUUUGACAUACGCCACACAGGGCAGUGCCUCUUCUCUCCUUAGUGCCUUCCCCAGGUGGUAUGGAAAUCGCUUCACAGCAAAUCUUUUUUUUUUUUCCAUAGCAAAUCUUUUAAAGAACCAUGUCUCUCUGUCUGUUCCCCACAUGCCCUGAGCACAAUGUGUAGGCAUGACAACCCCCAUUUUAUCCAAGCGGAAGUCACCACAUAAAUACUAAGUACCUCAUUCUGUACCUGUGGUACAUCUCAGUUGGUACAAAAUGAACUGGGAGACAAUGAGAGGAUGGUCAUGUCUAUCUGCCCAAGAGCUUCCAUGUUUGUCACUGCAUAGAGAAGAAUCCAGCAUUUUAUUUAAUCCCUGAACCAUCUCUCUGUUCACGAGGACCUGAAAUCCCAGGCAGAUAAGCAGCCUAGGGCAUUUCUUUCUUCACAACUCCCUGAAGUCUUCUAGGGUGGGAAUGCAGAGUGAUGGAUGAACUAGGGACGAACAGUUACUGCCUAUUUCUAGUUCAGCCACUACUUGCUUGGGGGUGGGAGGGUGUGUCUCAAGCUCUUUGUCUGUGGGAUAUGGAACCAGCAGAUCAUCUUCAUCAAUAGGGCUGUGGAUGUACCAAGACUGCUCUAGAAGGCAGAUGGAAGAAAAGGAAGAAAUAAAGAAUGGACAGGAUUCCUGAAGGGGCUGUUAAACGCUUAAAACCAUGAGUUCAGCAUAGAAUUUCUCAAAAAAGCUAGGCUAAGAAAUGCCAUAAUAAUAAAAGGAUGCCACUGGUCAAAAUUGUCACUUUCAAAGUCUAUAGUACCCAGAUGAUAGGAAACAACUAUUCCCAGAUACAAUCACAAAUAAAGAAUUGUCACUAAUUAAUAGUGGGUUGUCAAUGUUGGUGAACUCCCUGUGGAAUUAAGAGCCAAAUCACAGUUCAGUUACUGGCUAUAACAAUCAGGAAUUCAAGCCUUAAUUGUCACCCUAAAGAACUAAUACAUCAAAUGUAAUCUGUCCUAAUGCUUGAGACUAAUACCUCUAAUACUAAAUAAUAUAUUUAAUGCCUGCUGCUAAUAAUAUAAUGCCAUGCUCUGCAGGCCUACUCACGCUCACACAGCCAAAAACAUAAAUGAAGUCUGUUUCAAAUACUGGGUAUCACAAAUAGUUCACAUACAGUUCUUGGCUUCUUUUCACAAAUAUGAAAACAGUCAUCAUGAUGGGCAGAGCCGGCUUAUGUGUAGAUGGAAUGCGUUGCUACGUGAUGUCCUGCCCCCAAAUAUCAUCGACAAAGUCUGUAAUUCCAUCAUGCAAGUCUAUUCUCUUGCACAAGAGGGGUCUUCCUUUUUUGCCAUUAUGUUUCAUAUGAAAAUGAAAAUGCCCUUAGAAGGAAAUAAAUCUUAGAAGUUAACCCACUGGCAAAAGAGAGGAUGCAAUUUUUGGAGUUGGAAGGUUUUUAGAGGUCAUUCAGUCAACUCAUUUCUUAUGUGAGGAAGAAGAGGUGACAGAACUUGCCCAAGGUUGUAUCUAUUAGCAGAGCUGGUAAUAGCACUGAAUCUGCUUUUUUCUCUACCUCUCUCGCUAGUACAUGACAUCUGGGUGUUGGGAGAUGACAGGCACCCAGUGUGGGGCUUAGGAGUGUGAGGGUGGAGGAAAGGCGAUUUCCCGGGAAGAAGAGGACUACUUAGAGGUGGGAAGAGCUUCACAUCUUUCCCUGGGAUUGGUUCUAGCAAAAGUAACCAGCUUCUCUAACAGGCAAUAGAAGAAGACUGAAGUUUCUCCCGGGACAAGCUUUCAGCACAGCCUAGACAUAUUUCCAUCCAGGUUGGAUCUCCUUACUGGAUUCCUGAUGACUCUAUCAGCUACAUGUUUUUUAAUUACAACAUCCUGCCUCUAAUUUAUUGAUGUUUUCUAUAGAUCACCAAUUAGAGUUUGAAUAUCUUUACAAAUCUGUGUAACAACUUUCCUGUGAAGGCUAGAGGUAUCUGGGUACCACCAACACCAAAGGGCUUAGGUGGUGCAGUUAGCAUGUCAAGUGUAUGACUGGAGUCUAGGCCAUGGCAGAGAAGGGGAAUGAGGCAAGUUCUGCUGUACAGAGUUCUCACUCCUUCUAGCAGUGGAGUGAGAAUGUGGACCAAAGGAGCCACCCAAGACAAAGCUGUGGCUGGCACUCCUGGCCUGGAAGGACAGGUGGAAAAUUCAGAUAGUGUGACUGACUGUAGACACACACCUUUCUUCUGGUUCUGCCUCCAGCCAUCUCUACACCCGUGAGCAAGUCAUUCCACUUCUCCCAGUUUGCUCCCCUGUGUAUGAGGGAGUUGGAUAUUUUACCCAGGUACUGGGGGUCCUUCUGGUACUAUCCCUUUAAAAGCAGUAUGACCCAGGAGACAGUCUGGGAAGUUGGACAGACCUGGAUUUGCAUAGAGGCUCCACAUUUAUAUUUAAGUGACCUUAAUUCUUGACCUGUCCCCUUAUCUGUAACCCAGCUACUUCAUGCCCACCUCCUUAAGAUUUUUCUCUUUCUGAACACUCACCUCCCUGCACACUUUUGCUCUAUACUCUCCAAAACACAUGUAUAUCUUCAAUUCUCCAAACAUCAAGCCUGUUUCUUCUCUUUCUUCUUCCCUCCUUCCUACUUUCCUUCAUUCAUGUUUUAAGUGCUAGGCACUAGGCUAAAGUGUAGGGUAUUGAACACUCUUUGAAACAUGCUUCCGGGCCAUGAAGAAUUGCACAAUAUAAUGUGGUGGGUGGGGUGCAUACACAAAUCAGAGAGGUACAUUCUCUAGUAGAGAUGUACAAAGUACUGAUGAUGCACAGAAAAGUCACUCCCUGCAAGAGACGCUAAUGACACUUACUGUGAACCUCCUAGAACUAUAGAAGCAACACCCCUGGUGUCCAGAUGUUUUACAUCUCAGUGGAGGGAAAGACUAACAUAUAACAUGUGCAUCCUUCCCAGAGAGCAGAAAAGUGCAAGGAUGGCAGCAGAGCACCACUGAAGUCACACACUAUUGUCUGGUCAGUGCCCUUAUUUCUAACUCCUGAAACCCAUGUCAGCACCAAGGCAUUCAGUUUAAGGCAUGCUCAAGGGGCUGCCAUGGGAAGUCUGUUUAGUAGCAGAGCUGCUUCCACCUCUUGAGAGUACAAUGGUCUCAAAAGAGUGCUUCCUGACUUAAACGUGCAUAUGAUUCACCUGCAGAUUCUGAUUCAGCAGGUCUGGGUGAGGCCCCAGAUUCUGCACAUCUAACAAGCUCCCAAGUGAUGCUACUGCUGCUGGUACGUGGACCACAUUUUCAGGGGCAAGUUUCUUAGGGAGUCUGCCUAUUAGCUUCCUGCAGCAUCAGCACUCUAAACCAGGAGCCUCCCAGAAGCACGGGGGUUGAGAAACAGAAAGGUUAAUCAUGUCUGGCUAGGAGGUGAGAACCUCACUUAUGAAAAUCUUGAUGCUCUACUGGCCUUUCAUCUUUCAACCAAUUAGGAGCCAGGUGUCUGACCUCUAUGUACCAGUAGGGUAAAAAAACAGAGAAGGGAGAAAAGAAAGGAAACAACCAAAUCAAAAUUCUGUGACUGAGAGCUAGCUUGCUUAUGAAUGCGUUUACAGCAGAGCGGUCCCACCGACCAGCUAAAUCAUGCUGGCAGAGUAAAAGGUCUUUUUUCCCUAAGCCUAUCAGAGUAAAUCUGUUCAGAAGUGGGAGAGGGAGUACCUGCCACUCUGUGGAAACACACAUCAGACGAGACGAUUAAAUUUACACCAGCAAUGCGCAAGCACCCAGAGGCCCCAGACUUCAGACUGCACCUCCAGGCACCUCAUCGAAGAAAUAAAAUGAAUCACUUUUGUUUUCAGCUCUGUCCUCCUCCCCUUCAGCCUGUAUGAUUACUACUACCCUUGCAUCAUUAAUAAAAAUAGCCACCGGAAUUUAUGGAGGGUCAUUCUUCCAAGGAUCUCAGAACUUAGAGGAAUGAAUCAAUCAAUGUUAUUUAUUGAGCAUUUUCAGCCAGUAGAUGUGAGGAAUAAAGCACACAUGUAUUUAGUAGGCACACUCCCUUAAUUCAAAAUUUUUGCAGAUGACUUAAAAAGUGAAACUUGGGUAGGGAAGAAGCUGUACAGCUAAGUGAAAACAGAAGCUGGACUUAGAAUGCUUUAUGGAGUCAGGCUACCUUGGUUCAAAUCCCAUCUCUGUCAUUUACACACUGGGAGAAGCGGGAUAUGUCAUCAAAUCUUUUUCAGCCUCAGUCUGCACAUCUGUGUAAGAGGGACAAUAGCAGUGUGUAUAGCAUAGGAUGUUGUGAUGGUCAAAUAAGGAAAGACAUGUAAAGGAUCUCGACAGGUUCACAGUACAUGCUCAGUAAGUGUGGGCUGUUUUUAAUGCAUUAGAUACUUUCUAUGUUUGGGGAAAAGGAAAGGGAGGGGAAGGAAAGAGAAGCAAAGGAAAAGCAAAGAAAUAUCCUUGUUAUUCACUUGCUGAAGAAACCUCUUCCUGGUAACAAAGAGACAUUUAUCGCCUGGGCCAUUACAGAAGGGUCAUUGGAUAAUAUAAUGGAAAAGGUCUUCAAUUACAAUUUUGUGGCAGACUUAGAUAAGCCAUUCAAAUGGAUAUUUUUAUACAGGCCCUCUAUAAAAGCAGAGAAUAAAAUAUUAUAACAUCACUCCUCACCAAAAUGCCCGUGGCUGGCUAGGUCGUGCGGCCCAAGCGCAUUGUUUCUGAUGAUGUAACUUAUUACUGUGAUCGAGCCUGGAGUACCUAAGCCAAUGGCUAGUUAAUGUGCCCAUUAGACUGUCCCUUUCCAAUAGUGCAUAUUAAGUGCACUUUUAGCAAAUUCCAGAUUGCAGUCAACUCCUGGUUGAAUUCUUUGAUGAGGAGCCAGGGCGUAGUACAGCCAUACGUUUUUUAGAUACAGACAUGAGGGAGGCAGAGUUUUUAUUCCAGUUAUAUUAGAAGUAUAAGACUUGGGUAGGCAGAAAGGUGGAGAAAAUGUUCUAAGAAGAGCAUAUAUCUGGGCACAUAUUCGAGGACAUGAUGAUGGUUCAGCUUAAUGUUCACAUUCUAAACCCGGCCUCCUGGGUCAAUGCCCUUCACUUUCUUCCUUCUUCUUUAUCAAAUAGCAGCUUUAUUAAGAUAGGAUUCAUAUACCAUAAAGUUCACCCUUACUUUAAAGUGUACAAUUCAGUAGUUUUUAUUCAAAAGGGUGUGCAUCGACCACCACUAUCUAAUUCCAGAACAUUUACAUCACCCAAGAAGGAAACCCUAUGCCCAUUAGCAAUCUCUCUGUAUUCCUCCCUAUCUCCCAGUCCUUGGCAACCACUAAAUCUACUUGCUGUCUCUAUGGAGAGGCCUGUUCUGAACAUUUCAUAUAAGUGUGAUCAUACAAUAUAUAUGAUGCAUAAACAUCAUAUGAUUUACAAAUACAAAUAUUUUCUCCCACUAUGUGGAUUUUCUUUUCACUUAUUUGAUAGUGUUUUUUGAAGCACAACAGUUUAAAAUUUUGAUAAAGUCUAUUUUUUUUCUUUUGCUGCUUACUUUUGGUGUCCUGUCUACACAUCUCCUGCCUAACCUAAUAUCACAUAGAUUCAUGCCUAUGUUAUCUUCUAAGAAGGAAGUGU
Messenger RNA from Myotis brandtii (Brandt's bat), 9490 nucleotides. RefSeq names its product bone morphogenetic protein/retinoic acid inducible neural-specific 2 (gene BRINP2). Gene Ontology annotation, biological process: negative regulation of mitotic cell cycle; positive regulation of neuron differentiation. Lineage: Eukaryota; Metazoa; Chordata; Mammalia; Chiroptera; Vespertilionidae. The record is from RefSeq and is a predicted model, not a curated record. Bases 92 to 2443 code for a protein of 783 amino acids. The transcript has 8 exons.